CCAGAGCUUAGAAAACAAAACAACCCCUUGGCCAAACUAUAACUUCCAGAGAAACGAUCCCAAACAGCGUGUCGUAAAUCGUUUCUUGUUUAAAGCUAAGAACCAAGCAAUUUCAGUGGUUUUUGGUUAUUUUUUUCAUCAAGAUGCGCAGGGAAGAGAAGAGACGCAAGUUCAAUGAAGCUGUCCUCAACACAUUUUUCCCGCCUCCUUCCCCUCCAUCAUCACCACCAGUACACAGUCCAAAAGAUGAGGACGUGCCAUUGAGCAUUUUGCUUCAAGACUUUGAAGAAGACUUGGGGGAAAGUGGGUCUACAACGACGAGCGGUGACGAUGAUGGUAAUGGUGAAAGUGAGCCUCAGAGGCUUACAAGGGCUCAGCGGAAGAGACUCCGCAAGAAGAAGCUCAAGGACGAUGCUUCCCGCCGUAGGGAACUUAUUGGGCCCCUUUUACCUCCAACCGUCGAUCAAGGUGAAAACGAAGCUCAAGGUGUUCGACGUAAUGCCUCUGAGGAACCUGAUGCUGCUAUCGUCAAGAAACCAGGAGAUGAGCCACCUGCUUGCAGUAAUCAGAACAAGGUAAAGCAAAGGAGGAAGGCAAAGAAGCUGGCCAGGGAAAGAGAGCAAGAUUGAAGGAAGGGCAAUUAUGCACUACGAAAUUUUUCUUACUAGAAGUUUGCAUGGUGAUUGGAAAAAAUUAGCUUACAAUGUGACGAAAAUGAAUG
This is a messenger RNA of Prunus dulcis (almond), 721 nucleotides long. RefSeq lists its product as uncharacterized. The record is from RefSeq and is a predicted model, not a curated record. The transcript is spliced from 3 exons. Bases 144 to 629 code for a protein of 161 amino acids. Lineage: Eukaryota; Viridiplantae; Streptophyta; Magnoliopsida; Rosales; Rosaceae.